UGUCGGUGACGUCAUCUUGUGGUGCAUGACGUAAACUAUCUGCGCCGCGAAGCAGGGAGCGUGAUGGCGGUGGCUCAACCAAAGCUAGAGAAAGAGGGCGAUGAUUGCUCUCUGCUGCCUUUAGUCCACGAUAUUAUCAAAUGCAUGGACAAGGACAGCCAGGAUGUCCACCAAGAACUGGCCAAGCUGAAGGCGAAGAUCCAGGAGGCUCGGGAGCAGAUCUCCAACAUGCCCGGGAUAGACAGCAGUCCGCCGGAGCAGCAGCAGCAGCUGGCCACGCUGCGGGAGCAGGUCCGCACCAAGAACCAGCUGCUGCAGAAAUAUAAAAGCCUGUGUAUGUUCGACGUGCCAAAAGCAUCGUGAAACUGCAGACUGGAUUACUGCACCGACCGCAGGGAGCUCAUAGACAUUCAAGGUGCAGGAGGGACUUUUUGUUUACAUCCUCAGCUGUGGAGCUUGGACGUUAAAAACAGGAAUGAUUUGUCUUCCUCCACUGCAUUGCAAGGUGUUUUUGAACGUCAGACAAUGUCCUUAAUUUUUAUUGUGUUUCAAAUCUAGUUAUGCAUUAUUUGUAUAAAUUGCAGUGUGUUUUUUCCAAUGUUUCACUUUUCUCAACUUAAGCUAUAUUUUGUAAUUAAAUGAAGAAUAGACUGACAA
Thunnus maccoyii (southern bluefin tuna) is the source of this 657-nucleotide messenger RNA. RefSeq names its product mediator complex subunit 9 (gene med9). The transcript has 2 exons. Gene Ontology annotation, cellular component: mediator complex. Gene Ontology annotation, molecular function: transcription coregulator activity. Bases 64 to 363 code for a protein of 99 amino acids. Gene Ontology annotation, biological process: regulation of transcription by RNA polymerase II. The record is from RefSeq and is a predicted model, not a curated record. NCBI's taxonomy places the organism in Eukaryota, Metazoa, Chordata, Actinopteri, Scombriformes, Scombridae.